Molecule: messenger RNA, 3606 nt
Organism: Phialemonium atrogriseum
Lineage: Eukaryota; Fungi; Ascomycota; Sordariomycetes; Cephalothecales; Cephalothecaceae
Product: muts domain V-domain-containing protein
Exons: 2
Coding region: 116-3451 (1111 amino acids)
Biological process (GO): mismatch repair; mitotic recombination
Cellular component (GO): nucleus
Molecular function (GO): ATP-dependent DNA damage sensor activity; mismatched DNA binding; ATP binding
Source: RefSeq, a predicted model, not a curated record
GCUUCGAAAUAAUUAUGUAUCUAGACCGAAUGUGAAGCGCGUCUUAGACUCCGCCUUAAUGACCGUCCAAGACUCCAACGCGCUGUGACAUCACCACCACGGUUGCCAUAGCAAGAUGGCAGGUUCACAAAAAGCUCCUGUGAAGAAACAAGCCUCCCUCACCAGCUUCUUUCCUUCGAGGACGGUUAAUGGCUUAGCCUCCACUCAGAGCCACGAUGUAGGCUCGUCGCCCCCGAACGAGGCCAGCGUCGAAGCUCCCCGAAAACGGCCGCUUGAAGAGGAUACCGACAACGGGAAUGAGAACCUCGACAGAACAACCAAGCGUCCCAAGGCUGACACCGUCGACGGUGACAAGAGUACCUUCUUUCCCAACGACGCCACCCCAAGGACGACCAAAUCUGCACCAAAGUCAUCUGCUAUAACCGAUCGUUAUGUCUACGAGGCAGACCGCUCGAGCGCGAAUAAUAUCGACGAAGAGCAAGUGGAAUACGAACCGUUGGAAAAGCGCAAAAAGGAUGAACUGCAUAAGAAGUUUGUGAAGAAGCUCGGGCAGGCUGACAGCAUGGCCCAAAUCAAGAGGCGAAACCUGUAUACCGACGGGACUCCUGCUUUGGAUAGCGAAGAGGCCGAAGCUGCUGAGGAUCCCGAAGAGGACGAGGCUCCAGUAUCUGCUAAAUCGCGGAAGAAAGGGGCAAAGACAGGCAAGCUCACGCCCAUGGAGAUCCAGUUCCUAGACAUCAAGAGGAAGCACAUGGAUACGCUCUUGAUUGUCGAGGUCGGAUACAAGUUCAAAUUCUUCGGUGAGGAUGCUCGGAUUGCCGCAAAAGAGCUUAGCAUCGUUUGCAUACCUGGGAAGUUCAGGUACGACGAGCAUCCUUCGGAAGCCCAUCUAGACCGGUUUGCCUCUGCGAGUAUUCCUGUGCACCGCCUCCCAGUUCACGCCAAGCGUCUCGUUGCCGCAGGACACAAAGUUGGCGUUGUGAGGCAAAUCGAGACAGCAGCGUUGAAAAAAGCAGGGGACAAUCGAAACGCACCUUUCGUCCGGAAACUCACCAAUGUAUACACCAAGGGAACGUACGUAGACGAAAUUGGCGAGCUCGACCAAUCCGGCCCGCAGGCGGGUGCACCGUCCGGGGGUUAUCUGCUCUGUAUCGCGGAAUCUAAAGCCAAAGGCGGAGGCACCGACGAAAAGGUCGAUGUUGGUAUUGUGGCCGUACAGCCUGCCACUGGCGACAUCAUCUAUGAUAGCUUCGAGGACGGUUUCAUGCGGAGCGAGGUCGAGACCAGAUUGCUCCACAUUUCUCCCUGCGAGUUCCUCAUCGUCGGCGAGCUCACGAAGGCUACUGACAAGCUCGUCCAAAACCUCUCGGGGAGCAGCACCAAUGUCUUUGGCGACAAGAGCCGCGUGGAGCGAGUCCCCAGGAGUGAAACGAUGGCCGCAGAGGCGUAUUCCCAUGUCACGCAAUUCUACGCAGGGAAGACGAAGGACAGUGAUGAGCGUUCUGCCACCCUCCUUGACAAGGUACUGCACCUACCUGAACUUGUCACUGUCUGCCUCUCGGCAAUGAUAAACCAUUUGACCGAAUAUGGACUGGAGCACGUAUUUAACCUCACGAAAUAUUUCCAAUCAUUCACCACGCGCCAACACAUGUUGAUCACCGGCACGACACUAGAGAGCCUCGAGGUUUACAGGAACGCAACGGAUCAUUCUGAAAAGGGCAGUCUACUCUGGGCGCUUGAUAAGACGCAAACUCGCUUUGGUCAGCGACUCCUGAGGAAGUGGAUCGGUCGACCAUUGCUAGAUCAGCAACGGCUGGAAGAGAGGGUAUCUGCAGUCGACGAGCUUCUCGAGGGCCAGUCAACCGCGAAGGUCGACAAGCUGGGACACCUCCUUGGCGGUAUUAAGGCCGACUUGGAACGGAGCCUCAUUCGCAUCUAUUACAGCAAAUGCACUCGACCAGAGCUGCUAUCAACCCUGCAAACUCUCCAGAAGAUUGCUUCCGAGUUUGCCCGGGUAAAAUCCCCAGCGGAUACAGGUUUCAAAUCGGACCUCCUCAGCGAGGCGGUCUGCUCGCUGCCAGCCAUCAGUGAUGUUGUCAUGGCAUAUCUUGGGAAGAUCAACCCAGAGGCGGCACGCAGGGAUGAUAAGUAUGCCUUCUUCCGCGAUGACGAGGAGACCGACGACAUCACAAACCAUAAGAUGGGCAUCGCGGCUGUUGAGCAGGAGCUUGAUGCACAUCGCAAGGACGCAGCAUCCAAGCUGUCCAAGAAGACCCCGGUGACCUACGUGACCGUAUCCGGUAUCGAGUACCUCGUUGAGGUCUCAAAUGCGGACCUCAAGAAUGUCCCACCCUCCUGGGUGAAGGUCAGCGGGACAAAGAAGCUCUCGCGCUUCCAUACGCCCGAGGUGAUUACACUGAUGGCCGAGCGGGAUCAGCACAAGGAAGCCUUGGCCGCCGCGUGUGACACCGCAUUCUCGGCCCUGCUGGCUUCGGUUGCGAACGACUAUCAACCCCUCCGCGACGCCGUCGCCUCACUUGCAACCCUAGACUGCCUCAUGUCGCUGUCAAAGGUGGCUGCCCUUCCCGGCUACUCCAAGCCGACCUUCCUUCCGGCAUCGGCGCCGCCCACCAUCAGCGUGACUGAGGGCCGCCAUCCCAUCGCGGAGCACACCCUCCCAAACGGAUACAUACCAUUCACGACGUCGCUCUCAUCGCCUGCGCCGCUAGCGCAGCUGAUCACGGGCCCCAACAUGGGCGGCAAGUCGUCGUACGUGCGCGCCGUGGCGCUCCUCGUGCUCCUCGCGCAAGUCGGCUCCUUCGUCCCCGCGGCGGCGAUGGAGCUGACGCUCGCGGACGCGAUCCACACGCGCAUGGGCGCGCGCGACAACCUGUUCGCGGGCGAGAGCACCUUCAUGGUGGAGGUGUCGGAGACGGCGGCGAUCCUGCGCUCGGCGACGCCGCGCAGCCUCGUAGUCCUGGACGAGCUCGGCCGCGGCACCAGCACCCACGACGGCGCGGCCAUCGCGCACGCCGUCCUCGACCACGUCGUCCGCGAGACCCGCUGCCUCACCCUGUUCAUCACCCACUACCAGAACCUGGCCCGCGUCGCGGCGGGGCUCGGCGGCGGGAGGGUCCGCUGCGUGCACAUGCGCUUCACGGCGAGGGGCGGCGGUGGCGGGGCGGAGGGCGGGGAGCGGGAAGGCGAGGAGGAGAUCACGUUCCUGUACGAGGUGGGCGAGGGCGUCGCGCAUCGGUCCUACGGCCUCAACGUCGCGAGGCUGGCGAGGGUGCCGCGGAAGGUGAUAGAUGUCGCGGCGCUCAAGUCCGCCGAGCUGGAGGCGGAGAUCAGGGUCCGCAGGUUGAGGGGCGCCGCUAGGCUGAUGGGCGAUGUGCUCGGCGGCCGGGCGGACCAGCUGGACCAGCUGAUAUCGGGUAUUGAACAGCUGUAAUGUAAUAAUAUCGUGGGAGGUUUACCGUUGCCCUGGUAUGGGGCCUAAUAUUCAAGCAUCCUACUUGUCGAAGUUCCCGAAUGGUCUCCUUCACCCCCUUUCACAAAAAGAUAUAGCACUACGGCGAGAAUUUAAGGAGGAUGUCAGGAUUUCCG